CCUUUUAAAACUUGAUUUCUCAAUUACUUAUAUAGUCUUAUGUAAAGGGUGUUCCAAACCCUAAACUCAUCGGCGCUCCUUUCGACUCUCUUUCUCUCUCUCUGCAACGAUGAAGUUUUGGGCUCGUGAAGUUAAAAGUGGUCAACAGUAUGAAGCAAAGAUUCUUGAAGGUUUUUAUUUGAAUAUUACUCAUGUAUCACUUGGUGAAGUGGAUGAAGAGUCAAAGGAGUUUUGUUUGGUGCACAUAAUUGUUAACGGAAAAAAGCUGGUGGUUGCAGCCCUUGACCGCAUGUGGCUUCCAAGCGAAUUCGUUAAUGUGGUAUGUUUCAAAAACUUCCAUAUCUCUCAUACUUUGAGCAAGGGGAGUGUUUAUCUUUACGGAACCCUAGAGGAACUGGAAGAGUCGCCAAAGAAGGGAGUUUAAGACCAUGGUGACGAGUGAUUGAUGAGGGGUUGAGGGUUGCAGAUUGAAGAGUCGUGAGGACUGAGGAUGGUUUCUAAAUUCUAAUAUAAUGCAUGGUGUUUAGUAUAGUAGG
Messenger RNA from Lactuca virosa, 536 nucleotides. Lineage: Eukaryota; Viridiplantae; Streptophyta; Magnoliopsida; Asterales; Asteraceae. The record is from the annotation of a GenBank genome assembly.